This is a messenger RNA of Punica granatum (pomegranate), 1658 nucleotides long. Lineage: Eukaryota; Viridiplantae; Streptophyta; Magnoliopsida; Myrtales; Lythraceae. The record is from RefSeq and is a predicted model, not a curated record.
GAAGAGCAGAGAGCAGAAGCUCCGAAGCUGAAGAAAAAUGGCGGCAACGAGUGACAGAGAAAUGGAGUUGCUGCUCUCGAGCUUCGAUCAGAUUUACCAAGGAAUGUGUGGAAAAUGGCUGCCUUAGACGGUAAUCGAUCGCUUAAAUUGAAUUUCAGGACUUCAAGAGCGGGAUGGAGGAGAUCCAACUGCUGAAAUCGAACUGUCAGGCCGAAACAAAAAGGCGGGAGGCUCUCGAAAUUGCUUGCCAUAGUGUUAAGCAAGAUAAUGAGAGACUAACAAAGCUGUACACCAAUUCUAUGAAAAAUUUGGCUGGUCAGGUGUCUGGAUUUCUUGAACACCACUUAAAAUGCCAAAGAUUGGAAGAGGAGCUGAAGAGAGUAACUGCUGAACAUCAGGAUAUUGAAAAUGAGCAUAAAAGAACUCUCGAAGGGUUAAAGCAAGAUUAUGCAGCCAAAUUUGGAGAAUUGGAGGCUCAGAUUAGGUCAAUUUCUCACAUUGACAUCGAGUGUUCUCGAAAUGCAUUAAUGCUUUCUUUAGCUGACGGACAAAUGCCUGUUGACAUAAGAUGCUUUGAAAGCCAAAAACAAUCAGAUGAAGCGACCAUAAAUCAUCUCUGCCAGGAUUUAGCGGCACACAAGAGUCAUAUCCACUCUCUGGCAAGCAGGUUGGAGCAGGGGCACUUUUAUUUCAGUUCAAAAUAUCAGGCUGAGAUUCAGGACUUGAGAGACUGCCUUCUGCUCGAACAGGAAGAGAAGAAUGGGUUGAGUAAGAAACUUCAAGCUUUGGAAAAAGAAUGUUUUUAUUCUUUUGAUGCAGUGUUGAUGAGCAGAACAAAGCUGGCUCAAGGGCAAAAAACCUCGGUUUCGAGCCAGCAGGUUGAGGCACUGAAGCAGAAGAUCAUGAAGUUGAGAAGAGAGAAUGAAAUUCUCAGAAGGAAGCUUCAAAGUUCUCAGGAGGGCUAGCUAGUCCAAUAUCUGAUGCAUUCUGUACUGUGGACAUAUAAUUAGAUGUAUUUCCAGGAAAAGUUAUCGCGUAUUUUCUGCUGAAAUUGUUUGGCCGCUUCAACUACUUAUCAGCAAUCGCGAGCUGUUAGAGGAGAAGGAUACGCUCUUGACUGGAAAAUCCAGGGAAGAAGCAGCUUCUACACACAACUUUGAAGGAAAAGAAGAAGUUUCUGGUUGAUGAUUACAGUCAUGUUUUGUUUACAAGAUUGUCAAACAAGGAAGAAAUCACGAGGAUUUCAGCAUGAAUGCAUCGGUCACUUAAUGUGUCACUGCAGUGGAUUAAGUUAGAUCCAACACAAAUGGGAUCAUGUCCAGCCUUGGGGCUGGCCUGAUUUUCUUGGAGUCAUCGUAGUGUAGCUAAGAGGGACCAUCUAAGUUUGCCUUCUCGACUAAGUUCUUGGACCCAGUUCGGUUUAACAGCCCUGCCGAACAAGCCUCAUAAAGAUCACAAGAAGCCGUUUGUCAGUUUACUUGGGGGAUUCAGUUUCCUGAGCUUUCUUUCCUUUGACGGAAAGUCUUUAUACGGAUGGUAAGUUUUCAAUUUGGCCCCUGAAGUUACCCUUUUGUUUUCAUAAGCCACAAAAGUCUCAAACCUGUUAGAUGUCUCUGCUAUGAUUAUCUGGAACAAAUAAAAUGCUACAUUAGGUUCUU